Acomys russatus (golden spiny mouse) is the source of this 2952-nucleotide messenger RNA. RefSeq names its product katanin regulatory subunit B1 (gene Katnb1). The coding region runs from base 406 to 2373 and encodes 655 amino acids. Gene Ontology annotation, molecular function: microtubule binding. Lineage: Eukaryota; Metazoa; Chordata; Mammalia; Rodentia; Muridae. The transcript has 20 exons. Gene Ontology annotation, biological process: microtubule severing; microtubule depolymerization. Gene Ontology annotation, cellular component: katanin complex. The record is from RefSeq and is a predicted model, not a curated record.
UGGUGUAAGAAGUGAAGUGGGAGGGACUCUAGGCCGGAGGUUUUGUUGUGAGGGUCGGUUGUCAAGCAGCGGCCAAUCAGGGCAGAGGAUGGAGGCAUGUGGGGGUCGCGCCUGGAGGGAAGCCUUGGCCUCCAGAGCUACAGCUGCAGCCCGGUGUUGAGCUGACAUGGCCCAAGCCUGACAUUCCAUGAUCUGGGAUCCUGACCUAUGUGUACAGGCUGCAGCUUGGUAGCGGACGAUCUAAACCACCAGGCAGUCCUGGCCUAGGAGAGGAGGACUCUCUGCCUGGAUGUGUGGGAACUCCCUGCCAACUUGAUUGUCGGAUCUGGGGGGGAUCCACCCCCACCCCACAGAGAAAGCACAACUCGUUUUGUGGGUGAGGUCUCAGGUGCCACCCCCUGAAGCAUGGCCACCCCUGUGGUCACCAAGACUGCCUGGAAGUUGCAAGAGAUCGUUGCCCAUGCCAGCAAUGUGUCCUCCUUGGUGCUGGGCAAGGCCUCGGGGAGGCUACUGGCUACUGGUGGGGAUGACUGCCGUGUCAAUCUGUGGUCCAUCAACAAGCCUAACUGUAUCAUGAGCCUGACAGGUCACACGUCCCCUGUGGAGAGUGUCCGCCUCAACACCCCUGAGGAGCUCAUCGUAGCCGGUUCCCAGUCCGGCUCCAUCCGUGUCUGGGACCUGGAAGCUGCCAAAAUUCUUCGCACACUCAUGGGGCACAAAGCCAACAUCUGCAGCCUGGAUUUCCACCCCUAUGGCGAGUUUGUGGCCUCAGGUUCCCAGGACACAAACAUCAAGCUCUGGGACAUCAGGAGGAAAGGCUGUGUCUUCCGAUAUAGGGGGCACAGCCAGGCUGUGCGGUGCCUCCGGUUCAGCCCUGAUGGGAAGUGGCUGGCAUCAGCAGCAGAUGACCACACAGUGAAGCUAUGGGAUCUGACAGCUGGCAAGAUGAUGUCCGAGUUCCCUGGUCACACAGGGCCUGUCAACGUGGUGGAGUUUCACCCCAAUGAGUAUCUCUUAGCUUCUGGCAGCUCUGACAGGACAAUCCGCUUCUGGGACCUGGAGAAGUUCCAGGUGGUGAGCUGCAUUGAAGGGGAGCCAGGGCCUGUCAGGAGUGUCCUCUUCAACCCCGAUGGCUGCUGCUUAUACAGCGGCUGCCAGGACUCAUUGCGUGUCUACGGCUGGGAGCCUGAGCGCUGCUUUGAUGUGGUCCUCGUCAACUGGGGCAAAGUGGCUGACCUGGCCAUUUGCAAUGACCAGCUGAUAGGUGUGGCCUUCUCCCAGAGUAAUGUCUCCUCCUAUGUGGUGGACCUGACGAGAGUCACCAGGACAGGAACUGUGACCCAGGACCCUGUGCAGGCUAGCCAGCCUCUGACACAACAGACCCCCAACCCUGGUGUCUCCCUCCGCCGCAUCUACGAGCGGCCCAGCACAACCUGCAGCAAGCCUCAGAGGGUAAAGCACAGCUCAGAGAGUGAGCGGCGCAGCCCCAGCAGUGAAGAUGACAGGGAUGAGCGUGAGUCCCGGGCCGAGAUCCAGAACGCCGAGGAUUACAAUGAAAUCUUCCAGCCCAAGAACAGCAUCAGUCGGACACCGCCCCGGAGAACUGAGCCCUUUCCGGCACCUCCAGAAGACGACACAGCCACAGCAAAGGAGGCCUCAAAACCCAGCCCAGCCAUGGAUGUGCAGUUGCCAGUGCCAAAUCUCGAGGUCCCAGCACGACCUCCAGUCAUGACUUCCACUCCUGCACCCAAGGGUGAGCCUGUCGUCAUCCCUGCCACACGGAAUGAGCCCAUUGGCCUAAAGGCCUCUGACUUCCUGCCCGCCGUGAAGCUCCCCCAGCAGGCAGAGCUGGUGGACGAGGAUGCCAUGUCACAGAUACGCAAAGGCCAUGACACCAUGUGUGUAGUACUCACCAGCCGCCACAAGAACCUGGACACUGUACGAGCCGUGUGGACUACAGGAGAUAUCAAGACAUCAGUGGACUCUGCAGUGGCCAUCAAUGACCUGUCUGUGGUGGUGGACCUCCUGAACAUUGUCAACCAGAAAGCCUCCCUGUGGAAGCUGGACCUGUGCACCACAGUGCUGCCGCAGAUAGAGAAACUUCUGCAGAGCAAGUAUGAGAGCUAUGUCCAGACCGGGUGCACCUCCCUGAAGCUGAUCCUGCAGCGGUUCCUGCCCCUUAUCACUGACAUUUUGGCAGCCCCACCCUCUGUGGGUGUGGACAUCAGCCGAGAGGAGAGGCUGCACAAGUGUCGACUCUGCUUCAAACAACUCAAGAGCAUCAGUGGCCUCGUCAAGAGCAAGUCGGGUUUGAGUGGCCGCCAUGGCAGUGCCUUCCGUGAGCUGCACCUACUCAUGGCCAGUUUGGACUGAGGAGUUUGUGAGCAGCUCGCUGGCUUGGCCUCACACUCUGGUUUGUUGUCUGCUCAUGGCCCACGAGCCUCAGCCUGGCCUCCACUCUUGCCCUCAUGGCUAUCCUGGAGGCACCGUUGCCAACCCACUGACCACCUUCACAGUUGUGGACUCAACUUCCUGUCUGGCAGCAGCUGCAGUCUUGCACAGCCCUUGCUUCUCAGGGCAACUCCAGUCUUGGAGCUGCUGCUGUAACUUAUCAGGCAGAUUUAUUAAAUUUAUAACUGUUCCUGACUUCCUUAUGCGAGGGCUAUCCUCUGGCUCUCAGACGUGCUGUGAGGCUGAGACUGUCCUACUCCAAGCCCUAGUGCAGUUUCCGGCUGUGGCCAGCAGGGGACAACAGAGUGCCAGGCACGAAGCAAAGGGUUACCUACCGGGUCAGCUUCACUCUGAGGAAGAGGAAGUGGAAGCCGAACAGGUGAGGCCACAGGUGUCUUAGCCACACGCCUAAUUGUCCUUGGGUCUAGCUACCACUAGGUUGGCUAAGAGCCUGUCAUUGCCUUCCUUUUGACCUCUGGAUGCCUUGAAAGGCUAGAUGGU